Molecule: messenger RNA, 1014 nt
Organism: Exophiala spinifera
Lineage: Eukaryota; Fungi; Ascomycota; Eurotiomycetes; Chaetothyriales; Herpotrichiellaceae
Exons: 1
Coding region: 1-1014 (337 amino acids)
Molecular function (GO): hydrolase activity
Source: RefSeq, a predicted model, not a curated record
AUGCCAUCAAAUCUUCAAUACACCGAGCUUUCUUCUAGGGCUCAGCAAGCCGUUGAUGACUUCAUACCACCAGAUGAUAUUGUUCAAAAGCGGAGCCGUCAUUUUGCUUCAGUCCAACCUCGAGCUGAAGAUAGCGAGGGCGACAAAGAAGCUCUAGACGGGGUUGAGUUUACGCAUCACUUUGUCGACGCACCUGGCGAUCAUGAGUGUGUGCGGUUCCACUACGUAGAAGCCGGCCCUAAGAAGGGUGAGGUGAUCGUCUUCCUACAUGGAAUCCCGGAUUCCUGGUACCAAUGGCAUCAUCAAAUGGCUACGUUGUCCGCAACAUACCGAUGCAUUGCACCUGAUCUCAAGGGUUACGGACAGUCAGAGAAGAAAGCGGGCGACUACCGUCACGAAGGUGCUGCAGACAACCUCUUUUCUAUGUUCGAAGCCAUUGGCCUUGCUACCACAAAAUUCAACAUAGUCAGUCACGAUCGAGGCACGGUCCAAGCUGACUAUAUCGUGGCGAAGCACCCUGAAGCGGUAUUGCGCUACGGGAGAGGAGAACAGCACUUGUACCACUUCAACCCUGUCCUUGCGCCUCAGGGUGAUAUCUUUAUGAACGCUCCCUGGACAGGCAUCAUGGAAGAUCCGAAGCACUUUGUCGUAUGGGUCUACACGUGGGUGGCGAAGCAACCAAUUCCAGAUGAUCAGUUCGCCCGCAUCAUCCAGGAAUACUCAUAUCCACUGGUCUCACGCGCAGUACCACGAUAUUUCAACUCUUCGACCUUCAGAGCUGAAUGGCUAGAUCGUCGGAAUCGUCUUUUAGAAAAGUGGAAAUGUCCUGUCUUCAUAAUGCAAGGUUACGACAGUAGGACACAGCCUCGUGAGUUCUACGAGGACGCAAGGGAGUACAUUCCAAACGCGAAGGAAGUGCAAGUCAAGUACCUGCCAGGGGGUCAUUUCUGGACAAUGGAGUCUCCUGAGGAGACAACAAAAGCCAUCCAAGAUCUUCUAGCUGUCGCAGUUUAA